Molecule: messenger RNA, 1796 nt
Organism: Oldenlandia corymbosa var. corymbosa
Lineage: Eukaryota; Viridiplantae; Streptophyta; Magnoliopsida; Gentianales; Rubiaceae
Source: the annotation of a GenBank genome assembly
CAAUUAAUCCCCCCAGUUUGAUCAUUUCCAAUAAUCCCAUAACAAGUUAUAAUUAAGGAAUGGAAACUUCAAUUUCAGUACUAUGCUUAGUUUUAGUGGCACUAAUGUUUGUUUCUCCGGUGCCCAUAUCCGGGGUACCAUCAUUUUGCGAUAGUACUCCCUACCCGGAAACAUGCAAGUCAGCUUACCUAAGCAACACAGAAUACACCAAAUUCCCAAUCAGCUCAAAGUCCGAUUUCCUUAAAUGGUCAUUAAAGCACACACUUGACCAGUCCUACAAGUCCUGGAAAAAUGCUUAUUCAUUAGGGCCGAAAUGCCGUAACCCACGAGAAAAAGUUGCAUGGAACGAUUGCGUUCAGCUCUACGGAUUAAUUCUGGAGAAGUUGAACAAAACCGUCGACCCAACCAGCGGAUGCACGUCCGAAGACAGGCAGACUUGGCUUAGCUCGACGCUCACGUACAUCGAGACGUGCAAAGAUAGUUUUCACGAUAUAGGAAUCACCGAUAAUGUCAUGCCAUUAGUACACGACCAGGAACUUGCUAAUCUCAUUUGUAACAACUUAGCCGUCAACAACGGGUUUUACCCAGCCCCGGCAUACACAAACGGGUUUCCAAAUUGGAUUUCUCGAAGGGAUAGGAAACUCUUGCAGUCCGCGUCCCCCACGGCGAAUGUCGUGGUGGCGCAAGAUGGUUCCGGCAACUUUAAAACCGUUAGUGCGGCAGUUGCGUCGGCCCCCGGAAGCGGAAGGUAUACUAUUCAUGUGAAGGCGGGUACUUACUCUGAGAAUGUUCAGGUUUCAAAGAAGAACAUCAUGUUGAUCGGAGACGGGAUCGGGAAAACAAUAAUCACCGGGAGCAAGAGCGUUGGUGGAGGUUCUACCACCUUCAACUCAGCUACAGUUGGAAUUACUGGAGAUGGCUUUAUUGCUCGGGGCAUCACAUUUAGAAACACAGCCGGAGCAGCAAAGCAUCAAGCCGUGGCUCUCCGGUCCGGUUCGGAUCUAUCGGUCUUUUACCAGUGCAGCUUUGAAGGCUUCCAAGACACGCUCUACGUCCUAUCCAAUCGUCAAUUCUACCGGGAAUGCGACAUUUCCGGAACUGUAGAUUUCAUCUUUGGAAACGCCGCCGUCGUGAUCCAAAAUUGUAACCUCUACGCGCACAACACCCCGACUCAUACCAACACCCUAACCGCCCAAGGCCGAACCGAUCCGAACCAGAACACCGGGAUCUCCAUCCACCAGUGCACCGUCGCGGCGGCUUCCGACUACCAGAGCUCCGUGAAAACAUACCUCGGGAGGCCGUGGAAAGAAUACUCACGGACGGUUUUCAUGAAGACGGUUUUGGGUAGCCUGAUUCAACCGGCCGGUUGGUAUCCUUGGAGCGGAGAUUUCGCGCUCAAAACUUUGUACUACGGUGAGUUCGCCAACACGGGUCCCGGGUCGUCCACCGCGAACCGGGUCAAGUGGGGAGGAGUUCAUUCGAACAUGAGCCCCGCCGAUGCGUCCAAGUUCACCGUUGGUGGCUUACUUGGUGGCGGUUCCUGGAUUUCUGCCUCCGGCGCGCCAUUCAUCGCUGGCCUGUAAAAUGCAAUGCAAUGCAAUAAUAUUAUCUUGCCAGAUUCUAUGUAUCGUAUAUACUUUUUCUUUUUUAAUCUUUUCUAAAUAUUGUUGAAUUUUUCUGUAAUCUUAAUAAAGUUCUUGUAACAUAUGCUCAAAUGUUGCUGAUGUGUAUGCAGUUCUAAUUUGGUGUCUCAAUCUAUAUAUGCUUGUUUCCACGAUAGAAAAAUUAAAUCGAAA